This is a messenger RNA of Melanotaenia boesemani (Boeseman's rainbowfish), 3196 nucleotides long. RefSeq names its product CLPTM1 regulator of GABA type A receptor forward trafficking (gene clptm1). The record is from RefSeq and is a predicted model, not a curated record. Bases 68 to 1975 code for a protein of 635 amino acids. NCBI's taxonomy places the organism in Eukaryota, Metazoa, Chordata, Actinopteri, Atheriniformes, Melanotaeniidae. Gene Ontology annotation, cellular component: endomembrane system; membrane. The transcript has 14 exons.
CUCUCGCGUUAUUGAGCGCAGUUUCCCAGCCAGCCCUGUGGUGUGUUCGCGAUAAAGACGAAGAAAGAUGGCGACGCAGGGGACCGAAUCAACUAAAGCUGCCGUGAGCAACGGCGAGGUUAGCAGCAAUGGGACUGCUUCAACGACAGACGGACAGACUGUGCAGACUGCUGGAAACGCACAGGACCCUCAGCAGCAGCAGCAACAAGCACCUAAUGCAUGGCAGGUCAUUAAAGGAGUUCUCUUUAGAAUCUUCAUAAUCUGGGCCAUCAGUAGCUGGUUCCGCCGAGGGCCAUCCACUCCUGACCCCACCACACCAGCAGGUGCCCCCAGAGUACCCAGCAGGAACCUCUUUCCCAAAGACACCCUCAUGGACCUGUAUGUGUACGUGUCCCAGGAGGAAGUAUUCUCUGACUUCAACAACACAGAGGCCCUGUUCUGGUUCCACAGGGACCUGGUCUAUGGAGACUGGACCACAGGGGAGACUGGAGAUGGCUGCUAUCAGCACUAUAAGGAGUUGGACAACCCAGAGAAGGUACAGCAGAAUGGCUCUCUUUACAUACACGUCUACUUCACCAAAAGUGGAUUCCACCCAGACCCAAAACGCAAGGGGCAGUAUCGCAGACUGGCCACAGUUCAUUCAACAAGAAUGCUGAAUAAAUUCAAGCGAAGAAAGUUUCAGAAAACCAAGAAUCUGCUCACAGGAGAGACAGAAGCAGAUCCUGAAAUGAUUAAGCGGGCAGAGAGUCAUGGUCCAGUGGAAAUUAUCUCACACUGGCAUCCCAACAUCACUAUCAACAUGGUAGACGAUCACACAGCCUGGGUGAAAGGCUCUGUUCCACCUCCUCUAGACCAAUAUGUCAAGUUUGAUGCAGUCAGUGGUGACUACUACCCCAUUGUGUACUUCAAUGACUACUGGAACCUUCAGAAGGACUACUAUCCCAUCAAUGACACCCUGACAACACUCCCACUGCGUCUCACUUUCUGCCCACUGUCCUUGUGGCGAUGGCAGCUGUAUGCUGCCCAGAAUGCUCGCUCGCCAUGGAAUUUCCUUCCUGAGGACACCUACGAGCAGUCGGAUGAAGACCAAGACUCCGUCAAAGUUGCCCUUUUGGAAACCAAUCCAUACCUGCUGGGACUCACCAUUGUUGUCUCCAUUGUGCACAGCAUCUUUGAGUUUCUUGCCUUCAAAAAUGACAUCCAGUUUUGGAACAGCAGACAGUCUUUAGAAGGUCUGUCUGUGCGCUCCAUCAUAUUUGGAGUGUUUCAGUCUCUAGUUGUGCUGCUGUACAUUCUGGACAACGAAACCAACUUUGUGGUGCAGGUCAGCGUCUUCAUUGGUCUUCUUAUUGACCUGUGGAAAAUCACCAAGGUCAUGGAUGUCAGAUUAGAUAGAGAGAACAAAAUCGCAGGGAUCUUUCCGAGAUUGGUGUUCACAGACAAGUCAACAUAUGUGGAGUCUUCAACCAAAAUCUACGACGAUAUGGCCUUCAAGUACCUGUCAUGGCUUCUCUACCCUCUGUUUGGCUGCUAUGCUGUCUACAGUUUAUUGUAUGUAGAGCAUAAAGGCUGGUACUCAUGGGUACUCAGCAUGCUUUAUGGCUUCUUGUUAACCUUUGGUUUCAUUACGAUGACACCACAGCUGUUCAUCAACUACAAAAUGAAAUCUGUAGCCCACCUUCCAUGGAGGAUGCUCACCUACAAGGCCCUCAAUACUUUUAUUGAUGACCUGUUUGCCUUUGUCAUCAAGAUGCCCAUGAUGUACAGGAUAGGAUGCCUCAGAGAUGAUGUGGUGUUCUUCAUCUACCUUUACCAGCGCUGGAUCUACCGGGUUGAUCCUAACAGGGUCAAUGAGUUUGGCACAAGCGGAGCAGAUCACACUAAGAACAACACGACGGAUGCCGCCCCCGUGGCGGAUGCCGUCCCCGCUGCCGCCAUCACAAACAAGCCAGAAGAGGAGAAGAAGAACGAUUAAAGCGAGACCUCACACUUGUCUUCGCCCCCUGACCCAGACUGGAGGGGUGAAGAGGACUUGUGGAAAUUAGGCAGGGAGGGGAGCAGCUGUUUAUUAUGGACGUCACUACAAAAUUGAAGAAAGAGAUAAAAAGAAAAGAAGAAAAAAAAAUUAUGCAGUUCAACUGUUCCCUCUGAUCUCUGUGUGGAUCCACAGAGAAUCAUUUUCAGUGUAGACUCGGUAAAUUCUUCUUUCUGUUCCCCACCCAUCCCAACCCUCUCGUUUUGCAGUUCAAGUGAAGUAAAACAAAAACGUGAUGUACUGUAUUCUGUGUGACCUUUUUUUUAGAGGGUAACAAUGUCUUGAAGUAGAUGUUGGGAGGGGAACAGGUCACAGUUAUACUACAGUUUUUUUAUACAGGGAAGAAAGAGGCCAAGUGCAACUUUUGAUCUUUGUGUAUAUUCCUUGUGAAUUUUUCUUUUGAUUUCAUUCCAUUCCACCGUGUUUCAAGUUGCCUGGAAACUGGUGCGUGGUGCUGGACAAAACUGGAUAGAUCCUAAGCCACAGUGGAGGCUGAAGAAGAGAGGUGGUGACUGGAGACAUGAUGGAUGACCCUGUAGGGCACUACCCACGAGACAGUGACUACUACCCUUAAUUUUAAACAAAUGGUUAAUAUUCUGAACUUGAACAAAAAAAAGUAACAGCCUUGUUGGUAUUAAUAUAAAUAUAUUAAUAUUGUUAAUGAUUUAACUUUGAUUUCAGUCUCUGAAGCAUUCUUUUGUAUGUCAAACUGUACAGACUCAUGUUAAUAAUACAGAUGUCAAAACUGUCUGGCAAGAAAUAAUUUGCAAGUCUGAUUUUUAUUUCCCCCUCAGCUGGAUGUCUGAUAUUCAAAUCGUUUCACCUUCAUGCUCCAAAUUAGAUUACCUCGACACACUGAGGAGUCUGCUGGAAGUCUUUUUUAAUUUUUUUUUUUUUUUUCCAUUUUAAGUGCUGUAAGCCUGAAAGAAAAAAAGGGUUCCAUGCUGGUAUAUAUAAUUUUUGAGCAUUCAUGUUUAUAGUAAAAAUACAUGUGAUUGAAAAUGUCUAUGCAAAGCUUUAUUUUUUUCAACUUUUACUCAUUUUUCUUACCGUUCAAGAACAAUAUUUUUGCAUGAAAGUGACUUUAAUGUUACUCUGUGGAUGUUGUAGGAAAUACAAUAUAUGUGCUUUAAACAGGAUCCACAAUAUUAACUUCUUCAA